This is a messenger RNA of Belonocnema kinseyi, 459 nucleotides long. RefSeq lists its product as uncharacterized. The record is from RefSeq and is a predicted model, not a curated record. The transcript has a single exon. Gene Ontology annotation, molecular function: DNA binding. The coding region runs from base 1 to 459 and encodes 152 amino acids. Lineage: Eukaryota; Metazoa; Arthropoda; Insecta; Hymenoptera; Cynipidae.
AUGGGUCAUCUUCACCAGACGGUUCGUGAUCCGGAGGAGGCCCAGGGAUCUGAACGCGGACCCCCUGUUCGGGAUGUCGAACAACCCCGUAGACUGCGAAGAUCGGUUCCCACCAUUCCCAGUAAUCAUCCAGGACCGUCCAUAUCGACCGGUGACGGUGCCGGAGUUGGAGGUUACCAAGACCCUCCUAAAAGAAGAAGGGGUAGGCCCCCAAAGCCUAGAAACCCAAGUACCCUAGUGCCCACCUCAACAGACGGGCGAAGGACAAAAACGCGAGGGAGGCCUCGGAGGCGAACCACCGGGAUCCCGAUCGCCCAUCACGUCUGCCGCCGCGGUCCGGGAAGGCCCCGGAAAAUCGAAGGGAGCCAUCCCCAAGACCCUAACCGCCACCAGUCCCGAGAUACGGAGGAGGGAGAAGAAGGUCCCCGCCGCAGUGGUCGGCUUAGAUCAAGGAAAUAG